Messenger RNA from Arachis ipaensis, 1862 nucleotides. The record is from RefSeq and is a predicted model, not a curated record. NCBI's taxonomy places the organism in Eukaryota, Viridiplantae, Streptophyta, Magnoliopsida, Fabales, Fabaceae.
ACACCAUCUCUAAUGAUCGCUGUUUCCUCUAGAAACCAAAGAAGGACACCAACUUGCACCAUCAAUUUUUUCUUUUUCCCUCUUCACACACAACACAACACAACAAUCAAACAACAAAAAUCCAAGCUUUCUGUCAAAUUCCCCAAAUCCCUCUCUUACCAACACGACCCCAUUAAAUUCCAAAACCUAGUUAACUUCUCAGUACCCUGCAACUUUGCAACUUGCGAUUUGUCUAUUUUCCCCUUCUCUCAAUUUGACUUUUCUCCAAUUUCAGUUGAUUGAGGACGCCCCACCUGAAAAAGAUGCCAACUUGCAUAGUUUUCAUCAUGUAACUUGUGCAAUCUCCUUCAGCAACAUCAUUGGGUGCUGUCUUAUUGCGCCUUUUUUCCCCUUACAGAUAUCUUUGAGUUUCAGACAGUUAGAUCCUAUGUCAGGUUGUGAGUUGAAAGUGUGUUGAAUGGGUUUUCAGACUAUGGGUUCUCAGAGUAAUGGGCAACAGUCUCAUUUACAGUUACAGCCACCACAGUUAUCUAGGCAAGGUUCCUGGUAUAGUCUCACACUUGAUGAGGUUAAUAAUCAGCUAGGAGACUUGGGGAAGCCGAUGGGGAGCAUGAACCUCGACGAGCUUCUCCAAAAUGUGUGGACUGCCGAGGCGAGUAAAGUUGUUGGGGUACAAAAUGAGCAGAUGUCAUCUUCGUCUUCCCUUCAACGCCAGGCCAGUCUGACACUGGCUCGUGCGUUGAGUGGGAAGACGGUUGAUGAUGUUUGGAAAGAAAUCCAACAGGGGCAGAAAAAACGAUUUGGAGACAAUGUUAAAAUUGAAGGUGGAGAAAUGACUUUUGGUGAAACAACAUUAGAGGACUUUCUGGUACAAGCAGGUCUCUUUGCUGAAGCUUCUGUGAGUCCGAAUGUGGGGUUGAACAGAAUGGAUUCUGCCACCACACAAAGUUUACAACAAAAAUCAGGUGCGUCGCCCUCCGCUUCGGUUAGCAGUUUGUCGGACACAAAACCGGGUCGCAAAAGGGAUGCUCCAGAUGCAUAUGAGAAAGCUUUAGAAAGGAGGCUGAGAAGGAAAAUCAAGAAUAGGGAAUCUGCGGCACGCUCACGGGCAUGCAGGCAUAUCAUAAUGAAUUGGUUAGCAAGGUUUCUCGACUAGAAGAAGAAAAUGUAAAGCUCAAGAAAGAGAAGGAAUUCGAAGAGAAGCUACCAUCCGAAUCACCAUCCGAACCAAAAUAUCAGCUUCGAAGAAUAAGUUCUGCUUUUUUCUGACAGUGUGACCUGCACUGAAGUACUUCUUUUUUGCUCCCCAUGUUCUUGGUAUUAUUAAGCGGAACGCGUGGCGGAUAAAGAUUGCAUCACUUCAUUGUAGUGCUGAAUGAUGACGAUUUGCUCCAGUAGCAGCAAAUUUGUUCAAUCUAAUCUAUUAUCUUCUAUAUAGUUAAAAUAACUAGAGGGUACAUAUUUGGCUAUGGUUUCCUUUGAUGAAUCAUAAGCUUAAGCUUUUUGCUUUGUUGGAAAAACAAAAAUACCUGAAGAAAAAAAAGGAAAAAAGAAGAAAAGAUUUGAGUGUAGUGGUGGAAAAUGUUGCCGCUUGUGUAAUAUUAUCCCUUAAAUCAGGGAAUUAUUGCAUGGUCAUCAAGUUCUUGAAAGAAAGUAAAAGGUAACCAAAUGUGUAGGUUCUUUUUAUAUUAGCAUAUUCUUAGUGCAGAAUUGUAAUAGACUUAUAGUUAGUAUGGUUUGGCAAAGUUUUAGGAGGAGAAAUUAUGGAGAAUUGGUGUUAUCUAUAGAGGAAUUCUCCAAGUAAAUUAAACACCAAAAGGGAAAAUUUUAGUUUAUUAUGAUAAAAUUAUUCAAGUGAAGUU